Hevea brasiliensis (rubber tree) is the source of this 1071-nucleotide messenger RNA. Its product is annotated as peroxidase 12-like. The coding region runs from base 7 to 1071 and encodes 354 amino acids. The record is from RefSeq and is a predicted model, not a curated record. Gene Ontology annotation, biological process: hydrogen peroxide catabolic process; response to oxidative stress. The transcript has 3 exons. NCBI's taxonomy places the organism in Eukaryota, Viridiplantae, Streptophyta, Magnoliopsida, Malpighiales, Euphorbiaceae. Gene Ontology annotation, molecular function: peroxidase activity; heme binding.
CCAACCAUGGCUACUGCUAAAUCUUUCAGUACUCCUAUCCUUUUCAUCUCUUUUCUCUUGCUGGCUUCUUGCCUUAGCAGUGCUAGUGAGACAAAAAUCAAAGCUAAUGUUACUAUAGCAAACGGUCUGGCGUAUGGAUUCUACAGAUAUAUAUGUCCUCAGGUUGAAGUUCUUGUGAGAAGUUAUCUGAGGCAAGUUUUCAGCAGGGACGUGGGGCAAGCAGCUGGCUUGCUUCGUCUCCAUGCCCAUGACUGCUUUGUUCAGGGAUGCGAUGGAUCAGUAUUGCUUGAUAGAUCAAUCGAGAGGACUGAACUACCCAACUUGAGCUUGAGACCACAAUCAUUUCAGAUCAUUGAAGCUCUCCGCCAGAUUAUCCACUCACGGUGCGGCCGUGUCGUCUCUUGUUCUGAUAUUCUCACACUCGCUGCUCGUGAUUCUGUCUUCUUUACAGGUGGGCCUGACUAUGCAGUCCCUUUAGGAAGGCGAGACGGAGUAACGUUCCCAAGACCAAAUCAAACAUUUGAAGACCUGGUGGCUCCUUUUGCUAAAACAACUGAAAUACUUACCAAGUUUGCUAGGAAAAACUUGAAUGCUGUUGACUCUGUAGCCCUCUCAGGUGCCCACACUAUUGGCAUCGGCCAUUGCGAUUCUUUCAAAGAACGAAUUUUUCCUAAUAGAGAUCCUACCAUGGAAAUUUCUUUCUUCAAUAGACUCAGGCAAGUUUGUCCUGCACCAGAAACGGACGCUGCAACUUGGUUGGAUAUUCGAUCCCCUAACAGAUUCGACAACUUGUACUUCGUUGAUCUCAUGAACCGCCAGGGCGUGUUUACCUCAGACCAAGAUUUGUUUGAAGAUCCUAGAACGAGGGGCAUUGUUGUUAGUUUUGCAUCUAGACAGCGUUUGUUCUUCAAGAACUUCGCUGUUGCCAUGACCAAAAUGGGGAUAGUGGAUGUGUUGACAGACGCACAAGGGGAAAUUCGUGCCAGGUGCAACGUGAGGAAUUCUGAUAACAUUAACGAUUUGGAGUCUGUAGUGGAAAAGGAUAUGGGUUCAUCCUCUGCAAUGAUAUAA